AGUCAGUCAUUCUCAAGAAAAAAAAAAAAAGGGGGAGAUUCUGGAAACGCAAAGGCAAAAUCAUAGAAAUUAGAAAGAGGGGAAAUGUUUUUAUCAGUUUCGAGGAGUGUGUGAAGAGCGAAAACAACUCCUCUCUCUCCCCUGCCCGACUGCGUAAUAAUAAUAAAUUAAAAAAAAAAAAAAAGAACUGACAAGGAAAGCUUUUGUUUUGGUUUCUGAUUAGAAAUAGAAAGAAAAACUAGAGGUGGCGCCGACGGCGGUAUGUUAGAACUCGCUGUAGCAGUAUAGAAAAUAGUGGAGUGGAGCAGCUAAUACGCUUCUGAAAUCGCUACUCCUCCGCUUCUCUGGUAAAAAAGUAAAUAAUUAAAUAAGGAAUGGGUGGAAUCGGCGUAAUAUCGGCACAAGAUGAUGAUGCAGCAGCUUCAACUUCAUUCAAGUUGAAGAGAAAGUCAGCAUUGGCUUCCAAGCUUAAAUCUUCCAUUUCCAAACAUCUCCGUCACUCUUACUCCCACGACCGUGUCCUUGCUGAGUAUAUUACAGUGCUUGUUUGUAAUGGGAAGAAUCAAGAGCAGGCCAGACACGAUCUCGAAGCAUUUCUUGGUCAAAGGACUCAGGAGUUUGUUUCUUGGUUGUGGGAUCUUCUUUUGAAAUAUGUCUAUCAGUCCAACAAGGAUAUUUGUUUAUUAUCAGAUGCAAAGAAUGUCAAUAUCACCACUCCAUGCGCUAAGGAUUCCAAGAUCAACAAAUUAAAGGACUUUCAGAGUCAUGGCCAUGAUAGUAGCACUAUGGAUGCUUUUGUGGUAAUCCCACUUAUCAAAGAUGAUCAGAUGCGCCAGUUGCCAACUAAUUCUGAUCCUAACUUCUGUAAUGUCAAUCACGGUCAACUUGCUGAAGACUUUGAACAAGUUCAAAGUUUUUCUUCUCCAUCAUCUGAGAUCAAUUCAAAAAAAGUAUUGUCACGGUCUUGCAAGACUGAGCGUCACGGAAAGAUUGGUGCUUCUGAGAAUGUUCUUUAUAAUUCCUUGGCAAAUGAAUCUUUGAGGAAAGAAAGCUCUUCCAAUGCAAAGCAAAAUUCUCAGUGUGUUGAUAAAGCAACGAAGCAGAUCGUCCCUGGUAGCUGCAACAUGCUAUUUAAUCAGCUUAUACCCAGAAGGGAACCAGCUUUUAGAAAUCCACAACCCUCCACAUCAGGAAAAUGUCUUUUGCCAAGAUCUGUUCAUGCGGAGUCCCACCAGAAGGAAAAACAUUGUAUUAGUGUUUGGGAUAGAUUGGGAAAGCCAUGUGAUGGUGUACCUUCAGGGGUCAAAACUGUUGAGUUGUGUGAUGGUUCAGGUACAGUGUAUCUAAAGCAGGAAUUGCUUAACCAACACAAAGCAGUGCUUCCUGUUUUAAAUAGUGAACUUAGAGGGAGUAUGACUGGAGGAGUUACUGGCCGUGGUAACAUCCAGCCUGAGAGCAGGAAAUUGGAGAGACCAACGAGAACGAUGCAUGAAGCUCAUGCUGCAAAUAAUAUUAGAUGAAAAAGACACUUCGGGGAAAUUUGUACUGACCAGGAUGCUUUGGCUGGCUGUAGCAGGAAGGAGCUUCAGUGCCUAGAUUUUUCACAAUUUUCUAAAAGGUCAAAUAUGAUAAAAGAAGAUUCUAAAGCUACUCCAAAUUUGAUCUCGGAAGUGCUAGAUGUGAAACAGAAACUACAUAAAAUUGAAUUGGAAAUGUCUAAGCUUCAGUCAAAGCAAGUUGAGAUGGAGAAAGAUGGAAAGUCCAAUUUACUGUCACGUUCUGGUACAUUUUGCAGCAACAAAAGAAGCUCUAUCAUUGUACUUUGCCAAGUGUGGAGUGGUUGAGAAUGUAGUGAUCUUGAUUGACAAAACCACUGGCCAGAGAAAGGGGUGCCUGUGCCUUGGUGGGUGCGUGCGUGUGUGUGUGAGCCCCUAUCUUCAAUUGGAUGCAGAAAAACAAACCAAAGCACACAAACUUUAGAUCUAAUUGGGGGUUAAAAAAUUUGAAACAAGUUGUGUGAUGUAAACUCGUGUUGUUGCAAUAAUGUACACUGGCCCUGUAUUUUUGGGUUGCCCUGUCAUGAAAUAAUCUUUGUGAAUGAUGCGAAAAAUAAUGAAAUAAUCUUUUGCUUGUGA
This is a messenger RNA of Populus trichocarpa (black cottonwood), 2135 nucleotides long. RefSeq names its product polyadenylate-binding protein 2. Lineage: Eukaryota; Viridiplantae; Streptophyta; Magnoliopsida; Malpighiales; Salicaceae. The record is from RefSeq and is a predicted model, not a curated record. Gene Ontology annotation, cellular component: nucleus; cytoplasm. The transcript is spliced from 9 exons. Gene Ontology annotation, molecular function: poly(A) binding. Bases 375 to 1520 code for a protein of 381 amino acids. Gene Ontology annotation, biological process: mRNA processing; regulation of mRNA stability.